Molecule: messenger RNA, 3527 nt
Organism: Esox lucius (northern pike)
Lineage: Eukaryota; Metazoa; Chordata; Actinopteri; Esociformes; Esocidae
Gene: foxk2a
Product: forkhead box K2
Exons: 9
Coding region: 211-2046 (611 amino acids)
Biological process (GO): regulation of transcription by RNA polymerase II
Molecular function (GO): protein binding; RNA polymerase II cis-regulatory region sequence-specific DNA binding; DNA-binding transcription factor activity, RNA polymerase II-specific
Source: RefSeq, a predicted model, not a curated record
UUGUCCCUUCUCUUUCUCUCUGUCGCGGCGGUGUGUUGGAGCCGCUGUCCCCGGUCUGGCACGUUCCUAGCCAAAUUGUCCUCGGUUUAAAAUUGGAUUCCCCUUUUACGAAAUCUACAAAUUUCUUAACCCUGCCAAAUUUGAGGUCGGUAAUCCCUAAUUCGCGCCUAUUGCUCAUCACACAGUCUCAAAAUUAGAACCCCCAAGAAGAUGGCGGCGGGGUCGGCAGUCGCCCGGCUUGAGGGCCGAGAAUUCGAAUACCUGAUGAAGAAGAGGUCGGCGACCAUCGGACGGAACUCAUCGCAAGGCUCGGUGGACGUCAGCAUGGGCCACUCUAGUUUUAUCUCUCGCCGGCAUCUCGAAAUUUUCACCGCUGGUGAAGACGGCACCGGUAGCGGGGAGUUCUACCUCCGAUGCCUCGGAAAAAACGGGGUGUUUGUGGAUGGGGUGUUCCAGAGACGAGGUGCCCCACCUCUGCAGCUCCCACGAAUGUGUUGUUUCCGGUUUCCCAGCACCAACAUCAAGAUCACGUUCACAGCCCUAUCCAGCGAUAAGAAGGAGCGUAGGAACGUGUCGGAGUCGCCGGUCAAGCCCGUCCAGCCACAGAUAGCGCCGCUUACCAUCAACAUUCCAGACAACAUUGCCCAUCUUGUGAGCCCCCUGCCCUCACCAACGGGCACCAUCAGUGCUGCCAACUCCUGUCCAAACUCCUGUCCGUCAAGUCCCAGAGGGGCGGGGCUGUCGGGCUAUAGGAUGGGCCGCGUGUUAACUGCCGAUCUCAUCAAUGAGAACUCUCAGACAGAUGACCGAGAUGGUUCGGGGGGAGACAGUCCCAAGGAUGACUCAAAGCCACCGUAUUCCUACGCUCAACUUAUAGUCCAGGCAAUCACCAUGGCACCUGACAAGCAACUGACUUUGAAUGGGAUUUACACUCACAUCACCAAGAACUACCCCUACUACAGAACUGCAGACAAAGGCUGGCAGAACUCAAUCCGUCAUAACUUGUCACUGAACCGCUACUUUAUCAAAGUAGCCCGGUCUCAGGAGGAGCCAGGUAAGGGAUCGUUCUGGAGGAUCGACCCAUACUCAGAGGGCAAGUUGUGCGAGCAGGCAUUCAGGAAACGCAGGCCUAGGGGUGUACCCUGUUUCAGGACACCACUAGGCCCCCUGUCAUCCAGAAGUGCCCCAGCCUCUCCCAGCCACACAGGGGGGCUGUCUGCUCACUCCAGUGGUGUGCAGACCCCAGAGAGUCUCUCCAGGGAGGGUUCUCCCGUCCCCAUGGACCCAGAGCCAACCCGGGCCUUGGCUCCCACUGCUGCCACUGCCCUACAGCCUAAACUAGCUGUCAUCCAGGAGGCCCAGUUCGCUCAGAGUGCUCCUGGCUCUCCUCUGAACAACCAGCCGGUUCUGAUCGCCGUCCAACGACAGUUGCCCCAAACGACCAUGAAGCCUGUGACCUACACUAUGGCGACACCUGUCAUGACAACAGCUGUAAGCUCGGCCUCCGUUAUGCAGACUGUGCACGUGCUCCAACAGAUUCCGAUGGUCACCAUGGCUACCGUCGCUGCCACUCAGAACUCUGUCGUUACGGUGAAGACAGAACCGCAGGAGAACGGUGGCGAACACAAUGGGGUCAAAGUCAAAGUGGAGCCGGUCCCUGCCAUCACUACCUCCUCUAUAGGCGGAGCCAGUCGCAUCAUCCAGACGUCCCAGGCCACACCUCUAACAACUGUUACCAUCGUUCAGCAAGCCCCGCUGGGCCAGCACCGGCUCCCUAUCAAGACCAUCACACAGAACGGCACUCACCUGGUCCCCAUCACUACUGCUGCUAACACCGCAGUGGUGAACCCCCUCCACCUGUUGGCAGCCCACGCCUCAGCCUCUGCAUCACUGCCCACCAAGAGGCAGAACGGAGAGUUGGCGGACCACCCCGAACCCAAGAGAGUGAAAACAGAGGAGGGGGGGGAGAGCAUAGCAAACAGGUCACACGCACAUGGAGAUGGGGAGAAUGGGGUCAGUGAACAGGCUGACUCCUCUGCUCAAUAAGCCCUACUACCCCCCCCCCCCCCCCUCCUUGAUCUGUUUUCACAACCAACCGGACCACCACUUAGAACCACGUUGAUGAUCUACUCCAAGGUGCCAAAAGGAGAAGAAAUGGAUCCACCUCCGGACUACAAAAUGUGUUACCAGUAGACCGACCACCGCCCACCCCAUGGGUUUGAAAAGAGACCAAGACAAAAAGCAACAACCACAAAAAAGGAAAAUGACAAGUUGCUAGGGGAUGUCCCUGUUUUGGAGACUCAUACAAAAACGAAACCUUAAGAGAAGCACAGUAAGCCUUCAUGUAGAAGUUUAAAAUAAAUAAAUAAAAAUAUAUAAAAAUGUAAUUGAGAUCAAAACGGACCUCUAGACUGACCACCAGAAUCACCAAGCCUUCCACUGCUGACUGGAAAGUGUCUCUUUCAGCGGGCAUGUUUGUUUUGUAUUGCUCAGACCUCCUGGUGGGCAGGGUUGGUUAGUUCUGGACCAUUCACUUGGUCCUAAAGCAAUAUCUGCCCACCCAGGGCAGUCAGCCAUGCAAAAGAGACUAGCUCUGUUUCUACCCAGGACAAUUACCCCCAAGGGAGGGAUGUAGCCAAUGGCAUCAUCCCUGUGGCACGAUAGAUAAGCGCUUAACAUUUGGGAAUAGAUGACUGAAACAACAGUUAAACGUAGUUAUUCCGUAAAGGGAAGUGUAUGUGUGGAACCAUUCCCUAUAUCUUUGGCAGCUAGCCUUCAUGUCAACCUACCUAAUGCAGUCGCGAGUGAGUAGAUAUGCCGUAUUUUGUUGUACACGUAUCUUAGGAUCUGUGAGUUUUACCUCCUGUUUCCCAAGGCACAGUCAUUAGUAAUAACUUGUACUAAAAGCUAAAAGAAGCGGGGUUAAAAACAUUUAACACCAACUGAUAUUGUGGGAUCCGCUUUUCUUUCCUAUGUGGACUCUUUGUUCAGUGAAAUGAAUGUAGUCUCCUUUUCCUUCAAGAAAACACUAUCUAUGGAGUGGAUUGUUUUGUUUUUCUGUCAAACCCAAGAUGUUUCUUUUUCACUGUACAUCUACAGAUUUUUCAUAUUUUAACAAAUAUCCUAUCAGAAAGUAUAUUUCCAUGCGUAUUUGACCGUAGGCUUCUUCAUCAAUGCUUGCAUGUUACCGAAUUUAGAGAAAAUGUACAUGAGCCGAUAAGUGAAUAUGGAACUGAAGAAAAUAAGGCUGAAUCUAUGCUAUACUGUAUGAUUCUGACCAGUGCUGCACUUACCCUCUUCCUAAUUUUGAUUUGUAUUUCCCUGCUUUGUUUUCCUUGUCUUCAAUGGCUGUUUGUUACCUUUGUGUUUAAAUUGGCAGUCUCCUUGCUUGAUUAUUUUAUUCUGUUCAGGCUCCCUGAAGCCUUUUCAGAUUGUAUUCUGUUUCCACGAGGGAAAACAAGUGAUUGAUGUUUGUUCCGCUUCAGUGGGUAAAAUGCUUCUUUUUUAUAAAUUAAUUUAAAACCUCU